This is a messenger RNA of Diaporthe amygdali, 396 nucleotides long. RefSeq lists its product as uncharacterized. The transcript has 2 exons. Bases 1 to 396 code for a protein of 131 amino acids. Lineage: Eukaryota; Fungi; Ascomycota; Sordariomycetes; Diaporthales; Diaporthaceae. The record is from RefSeq and is a predicted model, not a curated record.
AUGCGCCCAGCUCUGUGCCUCCUCCUCGUCAGCCAGACCCUGUACUCCACCACAGUCGCCAUCCAAAACACAUACGACCUCCAGAUCGGCUACAUGGCGACCAUCGUGCCGGGCCUCCCAGACCCUCUGGGCGGACCAGGCUGCGGGCUCUGGGCAGAAAUCACCCUGGUCGGCGACAGCCCCGAGGUCGCUGUCAUGGAUGGUAAGAGCCCGUCGGACGGGUGCCCGGCCGCCGACAUGGCGUUGUUCUGCGGACGGUGGGGGUGCCCGUUCACGAUGACGUUCGAGCAGGUUGUCCAUAUGACAGUGCUGGCGGACAAUGGGGAUGACAAAUCGAUGACCGUCCGCGCGGCUGCGCUCGAGGCGGGAGAGGUCGAUGUUGACAUCAUUCCUUGA